This is a messenger RNA of Macroventuria anomochaeta, 3527 nucleotides long. RefSeq lists its product as uncharacterized. Gene Ontology annotation, molecular function: protein binding. The record is from RefSeq and is a predicted model, not a curated record. NCBI's taxonomy places the organism in Eukaryota, Fungi, Ascomycota, Dothideomycetes, Pleosporales, Didymellaceae. Bases 17 to 3361 code for a protein of 1114 amino acids. Gene Ontology annotation, cellular component: spindle pole. Gene Ontology annotation, biological process: mitotic cell cycle; establishment of meiotic spindle localization; spindle organization. The transcript has a single exon.
UACACUAGAAGCCAUAAUGUACAGAUAUACCGCGGGCACACCAUGCCCUGCGCCACCGAACGCAUCAUAUCCAAGCAGUCGUUAUUAUGAUUAUGGGCAUCCUUCGCCUGCUUACGCGCCCAAUUACAUGGAGGAUGGCACGACUGCAAACAUUGAAUACACGACCGGAAUACAAGCGAAACCGCGUAAUGUCAAGCCACGGCGACCAACGCGCGCAGCGCGCCCAGCCGCAUUCAACCCUGGGUUGGACAUCUUUGAAGAUGUCGCGCACGAAGAGGAGCAACAACAACAUCACGCAGCGGUGGAGACCAGGAGAAGGAGUCGCGCAACAGUCAUGCCUGAGGGUGCAAAAUUGAAGAAGAGCAGCUUACUUGCGCAACCUGCACAGAAGAUCCCAAGGGCUGCACCAUCAGUCCAAGAGCCGCAAGUGCUGCGGUCGCAGCGCAAACGCGUCUCGCAAGUUUUGAUGGAUAGGGAGUCGCCAAACGUAAACACCACAAUAAAGCUGCAGGAGGACAUUUUGGAGAGGAAAGAGCUGAAGAAGCAGGGGCCCAAGAAGGACCCACGACGAAGGACCAUCUACGUACCCUCAGACGACACAACAUACCUGACGAUCCACCCUGGGCAGUCAGUGCAUGAACCGCGCAAGGCUCGAGAGACAUCGCCGGACAUUGGGCUGGACCUGGUCACGGUAUCAGAUGAAGACAACACAAGCUUGGUCUCGGCGCUCAAGAAGGACAAGCAGGUCUCACGAAAGUCGCUGGCUGCACCACCAAAGCGAGGCCCUCUGAGCACGAGUUCGCGAUCACUCCAGAGUGUCUCGUUCUCGAGCGACAUAGCAGGUUCUGGAGAUGGGAAGGAGAAUGUGCCCCCGGGCACGGCCACCAUUGAAAAGAAGAGCACAGGGACACACAUCGAGAUCAACUUCCCCAAGGCAUUGACAAAGAGCACUUCUGUGGUUGAAGCGCCCAAGGUCCGGAUCAAGUCUUCAAAGAGCUCUGAAGUGACAUCAUCAGUGAGGUCUGAGGCCAGAUCUCGAGCAAAGUCUGACGUACGAGCACGACCAGACGGGUCGCAGAAGCGGUUGCGUGAGCAAGCCAGCUGCGAGCGCGUACCAACCAAGUCAAUCAAAGCCCGAGCAGACGGAACGGCUUCCACAACCAGCAGUCUUGCUGCACACAAGGCUGCUCUCAAGGAACACAAUGCAGCUAUCAAGAAUGCAAAGCCCAAAAUCUCGAGAACGCGACCUGUCCAACAAGCUUCUUCCUCGCCAUUUCACACCGACAAGACUCCGCCAGCUGCAUUGCGCCGCCAAAGAGCAGAACGGGUGCCCGCCAACAUCCAGAUGAUGCAUGUUGUUGGAAAGCCGCAGCAGCAGUCGCGGGAGAAGUACCCCGUUCUUGAGGAGGAUAUCGCACGGCCGGAGAUGUACGAAGACAAUUGGCUCACAUACCAGGAGGUUGCCAUUACGCAACUCUUGAACUCUAUGUUCGAGUCCGCCAACACGAACCCAAAUGAUGAGCAAAAUCCAGAGGAGCUAAGGAAGAGGAUGCUGGCGCUGUACCAUGAGCCACUAAUGCCUCCUCUACAUAAGCGUUUGCAAGCUUCCCUCCAGUUUGGCGCGCUGAGCAUACCGAAGGAUCUUUUGACCCAGACCUUGAGGCUCAAAGACGACGUUGGCAUGAGGAAAAGGUUUUUGACACUUUGGACCAAGACUUACGAUCUCAACGCAUUGCGAGCAGCAGUCGAGACGAUUGUGGGACGUCAAAUCACCACUCCAUCGCGGCUAUCGACCGACUCAACGUUUUCCGACGACGGCUCGCGCAUGUUCCGUGCCGAACGGCGAGCUAUUGAGCACUUCCUGGAUGCUUUCCUGAUCAAAAAUGAAGACGCUGUUCGUGUCAAGCCUGGAGUCGGCAGCAUUGCCAGCAUCACACGUGGCGAUGACGACUUUGGAUCGCAGGGUUGGUCGUGGAGACGUACUACUCUGCGUAGUCUGAUGCUUCUGUUGCUGCUUGAUCAGGCGAAGGAUGCAGACAUCCUGCCUGGUUGCCUCUUCCAGUCAACAUCGUCAUUCAAGACGUCCGUUGAUGUGCUCCACCAGCUCUCGACCAUACUUCUCCCAUCGCAUGGGGACAUCACACGACCGCUUGGCCACCUGAACUACAAAGUCGAACACAUUCAGUACCCACUCCAAGAGUUCAUCUAUCACAUCGAGAACAUCGCCAUCGAUCUUCGUGACGGUAUCAUCCUUACCCGCCUUGUAGAACUACUCCUUUACCCGUCCAGCACGCUCGCUACACAGCACGACGAUACCAUCACCAUCGCCAUGCCCACCGGCGAGCUCCUGACUUCAGACAUCACGCAGAAGGACAGCUGGGUGCUGUCGCAACACCUCAAAUACCCAGCCAUCGGCCGCCCCCAGAAAGCUUACAACGUGCAAGUUGCCCUCUCCGCCCUCGAAGGCGUCCAUGGUCUCCCUAGCCAAGCGGUCGGCACCAUCUCAGCUGCCGAGAUUGUCGACGGCCACCGCGAAAAGACACUCAGCCUCCUUUGGUCUCUCGUUGGCAAACACGGGCUAGCGAGCUUGGUUGACUGGCCACACAUUGCAAAAGAAACAGAACACUUCAGAGAGCAGUGGUACAUGCGCCGGAACAAGUUCGAAGAAGACGAUCUGGACUCUGAUAGCGAGUCCGAUACUCCGGCAUCAGACGGAUUAGAUCAUCACACCAGCUUGUUGUUAGACUGGGCAAGAGCCAUCGCGCGACUACACGGCAUUCACGUCGCCAACCUCACGACCUCUUUCGCGGACGCAAAGGUCCUCGAAUGUAUCGUAGACACAUACCUCCCAUCGUCACUCACCGCCACACUCUCCGCUUCGACCGGUCUGGCAGCGAAACUGAAAGCAGUGGGCUGCUCCACAUCCUUCAUCAGCUUAUUCAUGCCUCAACACGCCUCAGCCCGCUCGAUCCCAAGUAAAGACUUCACACUCCUCACCCUCUCCUUCCUGGCUAGCAGACUCCUGCCGAUGAGCGCCAAACACCGCGCCGCCUCUACCAUCCAGGCUGCGUUCCGACGACACUUGGCGAGGAGGAAUAUCUCGGCUCGCAUCAAGGCGAUGGUGCUAGCGCACGAAUCGGCGGUCGUUGCGCAAGCACGCCAGCGCAUGGUGGACGCCGCGACGGUGUUUCAACGACGGUGGAGGGGCAUUCUGGAUGCGAGGCAGAAGCAGCUCGAGAGCGAUGUGCUGGCGUUCCAGGCGCUGGCGAGGGGGUGGGCGAUUAGAAGGUGGGUACGACGUAUCACGGCGGGGCGCGUGGGUGGCAAGGAGAAGGUUAGGAGGGCCAGGGGUGGGUGGUAGGUUGUCUGGUUGUGGGAGUUGGGGUUGUAAAGGUCGUUGGGCGCUGUUGGGACACCCUUGUAAUCGUGAUGUAGCGCGUGGAUGAGUUUGCUUUCUUGUCCUUCAUUGUUAGAUACCUUUGUCCGUUUCGUCCGCGUAGAUCCGACCGUUCUCGAAUACACUCAGU